AUGGAGGUGUUUACGUCAAAACGCGAUGAAAACUGUGAGGAACCACCGGUCCUUCCAAGCAAGCCAGCGACCGAGGCAAUCAUCCGCCAGCCACCACUACUGGGAGUCUCAUCGGACUAUGCCAUUUGGAAGGUCAGGAUCACGACGUAUCUACGUAAAGUCCCAGCUGCCGAACAUUUUGACUAUCUCCUGUCGUGUCUAGACGAUGAAGCGGCAAAAAGGGCGAUUGCCAACGGUUUCACCGCAAGUAACUCGUCUGCCCAAAACUGGAAGGUGCUUGAUGAAUGCUUUUCGCUAACAGUAGAUACACAGCUGGGGACCAUGCAGUUCCUGUCGCGUCACCAGAAAGCGAGUGAGGACCCCAUGGAAUACCUGCACUCCUUGCAGCAGGCAGCAUUUGUAGCCUUCCCGAGUUUAGACGUCUCUAUACGGGAAGAAAUAAUACGCGCACGGUUCACAAAAGGCCUUUUGCCGGGUGCACUACGACAGCACCUUCUUUACAUGCCGCCAAAAAGCAUUCAGGAUUUAAGAACCACAAUUCUACGGUUCGCUGCCGCAGACAAGCUAUUAAACGCUGUCAAUACACCGCAUUUGUCAGCGAAUGCUAUUAAACAGCCUGAAGAAACACAUCAGUCCGAUUUCACUCAAACGAUUUCCGCGGUCAAAGGACGCCCCGGGAGACAGCCGCUAAGAGCUAAUCAACAUAACCGGUAG
Schistosoma rodhaini is the source of this 714-nucleotide messenger RNA. NCBI's taxonomy places the organism in Eukaryota, Metazoa, Platyhelminthes, Trematoda, Strigeidida, Schistosomatidae. The record is from the annotation of a GenBank genome assembly.